CAGCACAAUGCCGGUGAACACAACAUUCAUUUCAACAGCUAAUAUGAGUACUGCUGUAGCUCAGCUUAGCAACUGGCUUACCAAUCAGGCUAUUAAUGUCCCUGUGGGUUGGAUUGACGCGUGUGUUGCCUGGCUUGCUGAGGAACACGGAGGUAUUGAUGCAUGUAGUCAUCUUACCAAAUCUGAUUGGUGUCAACUAAUAUACGAACAAUGGCUUCAUUCUGAUUUGAAACAGUUAGCGUGUCCAGUCCUGCCUCCGUGUGUAUCUACUGUUGGAAAUCUGAAUGUUAAUCUGAGAAACAGUUGUACCAAUGCAAAUAAUGGUGGGUCACCUGCCCUCAAGUUGGAUGGUGAGCUUUGUUUACAGGUUGUCAAUCUGUUCAACAUUGGUGAAUCGUUUUAUGGCCAGUUAAGACGAUAUGAGGGUAAUUUAAGCAUCAAUUUACCAUCAUUGGAAGUGGAUGGAGAUGAUAAUCCUGAUGGCAAUACAACUCAAAUGACACAAGCUUAUAGUCAAUACCUUAAUCAGAGUACAACUCAAAUGAACAAUAUUCGACAGUCUACAAUAGCCAACUGUGUAACACUGAUUCUUACUGAUGGUGUGCAUGAAAUCAAAGCGAUUGAAUUCGGUAGUCGAUCUUCAGGACCACGAUCUUCUAGUUUAUCUUUCAGGGAAUUAUCACAAAAGUUUCGUCCAGGUGUUAAAAUUCGUCUACGUGGACCACUACUUCUACGUAAUAAUGUUCUUCUUGUUCCUCCUGGCGCUAUACAAUCAUUGUCAAGUCAUCAUUUAGAAGUUUUAGGUGGUGAGGUUGAUGAACUCUUAGAAAAGUAUGAAGAAAAUACAAUGAAUGAACUUGGUAAAUUGUUAGCUGGUAAAUUAAAUAUACCACUGAAUGAUAAUGACAGUCUUCCCUCAUGGUUUCCUCGUUUAACAUCACAAGUUCGAAAUUCUAUUGGUGAUUCUUUACCAACCUCAGAAGUAACUGUUAGACAGCCUAAUCCUGUCUCAAAUCCCCAACGAGCAUUUCAAAGCUCUGAGAAUAAUAAACAUAUUCGGAACCAAGAUACUGCCAAUCGGUUAGCACCAUCGAACUCAGCGUCUGUUGGUGGUGGUAAUAUUUCUCUGGAGUUAUGGGAUGAUGAAACAUUUGAUGAUGCAAUAUUGACUCAUGCUGCUCAAUCUAUGGAGAGACAGCUGAAUAGUACAACAGAUGGCCUACCAAAUUUUAGACAGUCUACCCAUUUAUUCAACGAUCCACUUCGACUACCAAGUAUUGUACCCCAAGAACAACAACAACAACAUUCUAGUCAAUCAGAUUUGAGUAUUAGUGAAGAUAAUACGUUGAUAAACCGAAGUGAUGGUGAUCAGCCUCAUGAUUUCGCUGAUGACAUUGGUGAUAAUGUUGAUAAUGAUCCAUUUUUAGAAGAUCAAGUUGAUCCAGAUAUCUUAGCUUCAGCUUUAGCUGAGUUAGAUCACCAACCGGUUAUUGAACAUGUUGAAUCCCUAAAAAUUAAUCAACAAAAAGUAACUGAAAUAAAAUCGUUUCAUUCUAUGACAAAAACAACACCUGGAAUACCAUCUUUACAGUUACCGUCAUCAUCAUCGUCAUCGUCGUUAUCAGUAAUAACUAAGAGUUUUGCACCAAAUCAAUUACCGAGAUUACAAUCAGAGCCAAAGCAAAGUUUAAAACAAACACUUCUAAAUUUACAGUCACGUAAUCGAAUGAGAAAUGAAACAAUCACAAACAACUCUUCUUUGAAUACAAUGCCAAUUAAAACGUGCACAAUGGAGCCAGUAAAAUCAAGUUGUAUAAAAGUGAAUACUAAUAUUGAUGGCAGUGAAGAUCUUUUACCUCCUGCGCCUAAACGUAAACAACUUGACUUGAAACAAACUAAUUGUGUUACAAUCAGCAGUAAUCUUAAAAAUGCAUCACAACCUACAUCUUCUUCAUCCAACCUGUCAAGUGUUUUAAAGUUGACAGAUGAAAAAUAUAAGUCGUCAAUUCAGAGGUUUAGUGAUGUUGAUGAUAACACUGAUGCUCAGUGUAGUCUUAGUUACCACCAGUCUUCCAAUUCAUUGGAGAGAAAUUACCAAUUUCAGCCUUUUUGCUAUAUUCAAGAUAUGUAUCAGAAUCUACUUAAAAGCAAUGUUAGUAGUAGUAGCAGUUCAAAUUCUACUGGUGCUGUUUACACAAUACGUGGUUUACUUAUCAGUCUUUUAUCGUCUUUGGAACAUCAUCAUGGAACUAAAUGGACGUUAGCUGUACGAAUUACAGAUGGUAGUGCAAUCGUUGACUUAGAUGUUCUUUCUGAUUUACUAACUGAAUGGAUUGGUUUAACUCCUCAUGAAAGUGAAUCAUUAAGACAAAUGAGUCGAAUUGACCCAAACUCUUCUAAUUCACAUGCAGUUCAAGAGGCACAGAAGCAUCGUCACCGUUUGCGUACAGCUUUAACAAAUUUUCAAGAGUUUUUAUCACAUCUAGGCGGUUUAUUCACUGUUACACAAGCUGCCUGUACAGUAUCUAAUGAUAAAAUGACAGCGAGUAUAGGAAACAAGGAUAACACUUCUACAUCAUGUUCUGAUAACAACAAAUAUAACAUUAAUGAAAAUAAUGAUAAUAAUAAUAAUGUUGACAAACCUAUUCGACCUGUUUUGAUUGGUUACAGUGAACUGGAUAAUUGUUGGUUAGAAGAAUUAAAGAACAGAGUGAAUAUUCAUUACGGUGACAAGAAAUUGCUUCAGAAGGUGUUCAAAUGAAGUCUUGUUUACUUUAUACACAAAGAAAAGAUGUAAAACAAUAUACUGUACAUAAUACAAUGUGAUGUUUUCUUUGCUGAAUUAUUUUGUUGACUUUUCUAGUGUGUUUUAAUCCAACACCUUACUAGACUUUUUCAAUUUUCUGGUAACUAGUAUUAUUCAAUUGUGAAAGUGUUCAUAGCUUCAUAAUACUAGUUUUCAUACUGUGUACAUACAUACAUAUACAGUGUUCGGCUGAUGAAGUUUAUAGAAUCAAACGUCUCUACUGAUUAAAUUCAUCAGUAAAUCGAAUUCCAAACGUUUUAGAGAUGUACUGUUGCUUGUGAAAUGUAAGUAUCGGCAAUAGUCAAUAUCAUUGACCAACUGUUUACCAGAGGGACUUACUUUUUAUAAUAGCCACAGUGGCCAUCGAAUAUUGAACAAUUAUUUGCUCAGUACUUUUCUGUCAGUUCAAUCACUCAUAUAUUUUUCAUGUGAUACACCCAUUUACAAUAUGGUCAGUGAAUAGGACCCUUAAUAGUCGGUUUGUAUUGUGUUGUUUCUUGGAUGUUAACUAUAUGGAGGAAUUUCGCUUUGUAUGUCUGGUUCAUAUCCUUAAAACCAAAACUUCAUAGCUUACACAGUUUCAGUUUCACACUGUUUUAAAGUUUGUAACUUAUGAUUGAGUAUAAAAACUG
Molecule: messenger RNA, 3438 nt
Organism: Heterobilharzia americana
Lineage: Eukaryota; Metazoa; Platyhelminthes; Trematoda; Strigeidida; Schistosomatidae
Source: the annotation of a GenBank genome assembly